CGAGGUGCAGAUGUCCUUGAAUUUGCUGGUAUCUGCUGAAGGUCAAAGAAGCGGAAUUCUUUGUUUGUCUUGGCAUUCUUCUGUUGGUGCAGUACUUUGUACUGCCGCAACGGAAUUAAGCGCCGUAAGUUAGAAAAAUCAUUAAUUUGUCUACAGCAUUAACGAAAAACCAAAAAAUCUACAAGGAAAAUGGGUGAAGUGGAUGAGAUGUUCAAACGGAUUAUGACGAUUAAGGGCGUGCAAGCAGCCGUGGCCAUGACUGCCGAUGGUAUCGUUAUUCGCAGCACGAUGGAACAGUCGAAUGCCGUACACUACGCCGCCAUGUACGCCCCGCUAGUGCAGGAGAGCCGAAUGGCCGUCAGCGAACUGGGCGGUAACAACGUCAAAACCAUUCGUCUGCGGACCGGCAAACACGAGGUCAUCAUUAUACCAGGAAAGCUUUAUCACUUCCUAGUAAUACAGCAGCCAGAUGCCUCGUUUGACGGCCCAUAGAUACAGCGUGACUUUUUUAUCAGCAGACUGAUAAUAGUUUUAUGCCGUGCGUAGACGUUGUUGUAACUUGUGACAGUAUUAACAAGAAAUAACGCAGUUUUGUGCCAUUUUAAGUGGAUCUAUGGUUUAUCUGCUUCGGCGUGCUUUUCACUGCUGAGCAGUGUGGUGUUCGGCUCCGUUUUGAUGUCAACAGCGGGUGCUCCCGCCAUGAAAUCCGCGCCACGGCUGUGAUUCAUGACAGCAUCCAGAAUUUGCUGUUUAUAAAAGAACAAAUUGAUCA
Molecule: messenger RNA, 772 nt
Organism: Paramacrobiotus metropolitanus
Lineage: Eukaryota; Metazoa; Tardigrada; Eutardigrada; Parachela; Macrobiotidae
Exons: 5
Coding region: 190-492 (100 amino acids)
Biological process (GO): microtubule-based movement
Cellular component (GO): cytoplasm; cytoplasmic dynein complex
Molecular function (GO): dynein intermediate chain binding
Source: RefSeq, a predicted model, not a curated record